Monoraphidium neglectum is the source of this 762-nucleotide messenger RNA. RefSeq lists its product as hypothetical. The record is from RefSeq and is a predicted model, not a curated record. Bases 1 to 762 code for a protein of 253 amino acids. The transcript is spliced from 3 exons. Gene Ontology annotation, molecular function: pseudouridine synthase activity; RNA binding. NCBI's taxonomy places the organism in Eukaryota, Viridiplantae, Chlorophyta, Chlorophyceae, Sphaeropleales, Selenastraceae. Gene Ontology annotation, biological process: pseudouridine synthesis.
AUGCAGACCGUCGUGCAGGGCGCGCUCCCUCCCCGCUCCGGGGGCCGCCUCCGCAGCCGCAUCACGGUCGAGGGCGUGCUCAAGCCGGCCGUGACUAAGUACGUUGUCGUCGGCUCUGGCGGCGGCCUCAGCCUGCUGCGGCUGGCGCCCCAGACGGGGCGCAAGCAUCAGCUGCGGGUGCACUGUGCGGAGCAGCUGGGGACCCCCAUACUCGGGGAUUACAGAUAUGGCUAUCGCGACAGCCAGGACGCCGCCAACACCGCCGCCGCGCAACCGCACCCCAGCAGCCCCCGCGGCCACCCGCAGCAGCAGCCUGCAUCAGCGGCCGGCGGCCGCGCAGGCGGCGCAUCGCGACGGCGCGACGACGACAGCGAGGACGACGACGAAGGGAGGGCGGCCGCGGAGGCGGAGGCGGGCUUUACGCCGCUGUUUCUGCACGCGCACUCUUUGGUGCUGAGACGGCCGGACAGGCGGCCGGUCAAGGUGGUCGCGCCGCUGCCGCGCCACAUGCGCGCCCUGGUCGCGUCGAGGGGGUGGAAGCUACAAAAGGAGGACACCGUGGGCGGCGGCGGCGGCGGCGGCGGCGCCGCGGCGGGGCCUGCGGCUGCGGUCGCGAUGGGCCUGGGUUUGGGGGCUGCGCGCGCGGCGCAGCGGCGGGCGGCGGCGGCGCCUCUGACGAAGCGGGCGUUGGGGCAGUGGGCGGCGGGGGCGGGCGGCGGAAGCGGUGCCAAGGGCGCUGCCGCCAAGGAGGCGCGAGGCUGA